AAUUGUUUAAGUGGGAGCUAAAUUUAUCAAAAUUUUCUUUUUAACUCAUCAUUAAACAAACAAAAUUAAAAGAUCCAUGCAUUCCAUAUCAGACCUCGGUUAAAAACACUGCUUGCCUCUGCAACUCUCUCUCUCUCUCUCUCUCACUUCUCCGAUAUCAAAAGAUUCAAAAAAGAAAAAAAAAAUGCGAGCUAAGCAAAUACCAUCGUCCUUGACGAGAUCCAAAUCUCAAAUUCUCCUUCUGUUCUUCCCCCUCUCACUCAUCCUUCUUUCUUUCCUCUUCUUACUCUUUCCUCCCUCUGACCCCGCUGCAUCCUCCACCACCCAUCCCUACCCUCACCCCCUCAUCCCACCCCAAACCUCCUUCGUCGCUUCCCUCGAACACUUCCUUACUCACAAGGCUCUCAACCACCGCUCUUCCGACGACACCGUGCGUUCGCUGCUCCAAGAUGACGUAAGGAUGUUCGACGACCGAAAGUUCGCCAAGGAAAUGGACUGGGUGCAUGGAGAUCCGUACUACCCGCUGAAUUUCCCGAUUAGGGUUUACGUUUACCAAAUGCCCAACAAGUUCACCUACAAUUUACUUUGGUUGUUUCGGAAUACUUACCGAGAAACCUCUAAUCUAACCUCCAACGGCAGUCCUGUUCACCGUUUAAUCGAACAACAUUCUAUUGAUUAUUGGCUAUGGGCGGAUUUGAUUGCGCCGGAAUCCGAAAGGCUUUUGAAAAAUGUUGUCAGAGUUCAUAGGCAGGAAGAGGCAGAUUUAUUUUACGUGCCGUUCUUCACCACAAUUAGCUUUUUCUUGUUGGAGAAGCAACAAUGCAAGGCGUUAUAUAGGGAAGCCUUGAAAUGGGUAACAGAUCAGCCUGCAUGGAAACGAUCUGAAGGAAGGGAUCAUAUAUUUCCCAUUCAUCAUCCAUGGUCCUUUAAGUCGGUUCGCAGAUAUGUAAAAAAUUCAAUUUGGCUUCUACCAGAUAUGGAUUCCACAGGGAAUUGGUACAAGCCAGGGCAAGUAUCACUGGAGAAGGACCUCAUUCUCCCAUAUGUUCCUAAUGUUGAUUUAUGUGAUGCAAAAUGUGUGUCAGAAAGUGAAUCAAAGAGAACCAUACUGCUUUUCUUCCGUGGCCGACUUAAGAGAAAUGCUGGAGGAAAAAUACGUUCUAAACUUGUAACAGAACUAGCAGGUGCCAAGGACGUAGUGAUAGAGGAGGGAACAUCUGGGGAUCAAGGGAAAGCUGCUGCACAAAAGGGGAUGCGCAGGUCUAUAUUUUGUUUAAGUCCAGCUGGUGACACUCCUUCCUCUGCUAGAUUGUUUGAUGCUAUUGUUAGUGGGUGUAUACCUGUUAUUAUUAGUGAUGAAUUGGAACUUCCUUUUGAAGGAAUACUAGAUUAUAGAAAGAUAGCUAUAUUUGUUUCUUCGGCUGAUGCUGUGCAACCUGGUUGGCUUCUGCCAUUUUUAAAAGGCAUUAGCUCUACUCAGAUCAGAGAAAUGAGGAAGAACCUUGUGGAGUUCUCAAGGCAUUUCAUGUAUUCUAGUCCUGCUCAACCCUUGGGUCCAGAAGAUCUGGUUUGGAGAUUGAUGGGUGGUAAGUUGGUGAACAUCAAGCUUCAUACUCGGAGAUCGCAGCGCGUGGUUAAAGAAUCAAGAAGUGUCUGUACCUGUGAUUGCAGGUCUGGCAACAAUACCGCAUCCAGUACUUUAUCUGGUCAGUCUCUCUCCGGUUGAAGGUGCCGUGUAUGAAUCAUUAUACAUAGACAGCUUCUUGUUUCCUAGUUGAUAUUAGAUUGAUUUGGGGGGCGGUGCAAGCAUUCUUAUUUUUAUGACGUGCUUCUUUUAAUUAGAUAUGCCCACUUGAAGCAUCCGUGUAAAUCUGUUCGAUAUGUGGAUGGUUUGGACACCUGGUUGGGUCUUAGUUCCAACAGUCAACUUGAGUUACAAUUAUUAAAAUUUAUAUUUGUAUAUUAUUAUCAUUGGGUACUAUAUCUUUUAAUAUAGGCAGGGUUGGAUUAUGUAGUUAUGGAGGAAUUAGAUAAAAUUGAAGGUAUAUUUGUAGACUAGUGUGGGUUAUAUUUGAAUUGGGUUGAACCUAAA
Gossypium raimondii (Peruvian cotton) is the source of this 2092-nucleotide messenger RNA. RefSeq names its product probable arabinosyltransferase ARAD1. NCBI's taxonomy places the organism in Eukaryota, Viridiplantae, Streptophyta, Magnoliopsida, Malvales, Malvaceae. The record is from RefSeq and is a predicted model, not a curated record. The transcript has 9 exons. The coding region runs from base 185 to 1726 and encodes 513 amino acids. Gene Ontology annotation, molecular function: glycosyltransferase activity.